AGUGUAGAUCUGCGGCUGCACAGACGCGUCCAGCGGGACGAGGUCUUGCGCAGAUCCGGUUUGGAAGAAUAUGUUGAGCGUCUGGUACUGCUAGAACUGAGGCUCCUGCCCCAGCAACUUGCCUGCCUUUCUCGAUCGGUUUCGGCAGAGGCAGUACUUCGGGACCUGCAGGACGAGAGUGUGUGCGAGCCGGAUCUAGAAGUGGCGCCAAUACUUGUUCUUGUAGCUCGUCCCCAGUAAGUAUCAUGUCGAAGGUAACGCCAGAUAGCCCGCGGCCCGAGGUCCGCGGAGGGGGCUACCGUGCGGAGGGGGCGGCCGACGCGACGACCCAGCAGGCGGCAAGUCCGGCACCGGGAGAUAAGCCACCAGGAGCUCUGUUUACCGACAUAAAGGCCCUCGAGAAGGUCGACAUUGAGGAGCAGCUGAAAAAUGACGCCGGAUUUGCUGAUCUUAUGGGCGACAGUACUAGACGAGCGCCUAUUUUUAGUGUUUUCUGAAGAUGAGUGUGCUCUGUGUUUUCCUUCUGUCUCACAUACAUGGAUCUCGAUCUCCGUGUCGAGGAACCAAAUGUUUGCAACUUUGAUCAAUGCACUCCAGCCGACAACAGCGGUGACUACUUCAAGUCAGAAACGGAAUCCUACUCCGCCAUGAUUGCCAGAAAUCAAACCUUCGAAUUUUUUACACUCGCGGUCAUCGUCUUCAAUGGUAUUUAAUCUUUGCGUCUUUAUUUUGUGAGAACGAGAUGAACCAAAAUUUUUGAAUUUUUGAUGUGAAUUGAUCGACAUAGAGGUGGAGUCGUUGAAUCAAACGUCAAUACACGACAGGUCUGUGGAUGGGAUACGACACAGACAAUAAUGUGCAGGAGUCGGGGAAGGCGACGGAGUCUCUGGGUGCCAGUGAGAUUGACUUCGUCGUGAUGGAGAACCUUUUCUGCCUUUAUUUCACCUAUCCGCCGCACCCGUGCGAUAUUUUUUGCAGACUGCGCUCUUUUCUUGCUCGUAGCAGCAUUACCGCUAGCAACUGCGUCUCUUCCCGCUCGUGUGUCAAUCAACUUCGCAAACAUGUUGACAUCGCGCCGUCACUAUUUGGCACAUAGUACAGGCAUACUGAUAAUUACUGUUUACCGAACUGAACUAAUUUGACCAGCGGCGCAGGGAGCAUGCUGCUACUAGCAGGAUAGUAACCAUAGGAAAUGCUGCACGGGUGGUCUUUUUCGGGGGAUACCAUUUGUGAAGUAUUGAUACGCUUUGUCGCGUUCGAGAAGAAGAGGAAUUGCUUGAAUGAUUUCUGGUAAGAUGAAUUGUUUCGAUUCUGACUCUUGGCUGAUUCAUUAUGCAUUGAUCAAGAUGCGACUGCAGUGUGUCGGCCUGUAAUGUGUUUAGUCUUGAGUGUAGUAAAGUCAGGACCACCAGUGCUAUGCUCUUUCCCGGCUGAAGCGCUCCUGUUUGAUUGUCAAAAUCCAGAAUGUCACUACGUCAGGUUCAAGUUUGACAGCUUUUUAGUAGGUUGCAUGAUCCUGGAGACCUGGAUCAUGCCCCUCAUACAAGGCCCGGAGGGCGGUGGUAGCGGGAGCGGCACGGGAAACCUCGCGAUUUUACGUCUCCUCCGUUUGAUCCGUCUUACGCGUUUGGUACGGCUGAUGCGGUCCGUGCCUGAGUUGCUGACCCUUCUCAAGGGUAAGUUCGCAUCACUUUGUUACCGCCGACACGUUUUUGAUAUAAAAAAAGAAUGUAGCCUUAUCCCUGUUGUUGUUGAUGUAUCUAGGUUGUAGUUCAGAUGAAGUCUAAAAGUACAUUCGGCUCGAUGUUGUUUUCUGGAAUCACGACAGGUAUUUCCACCGCAACAAAGGCAGUCGGAAGCACGCUGCUCCUUUUAUUCAUCGCCCUGUACGUGUUUGCGAUUAUCUUCCGCCAAAAUAUCGGGUCAAACAACCCCGACUUCUUUGACGAUUUCGGGAGCAUCUCCAAAGCGGCGUACCAACUGGACAUUUUUCUUUGUAGUAAGUUCGAUAUUUUUCAAAACUACGAAGAACGCAGUCGUCUUUCCGGGAGCGUACUGUGCGGUGUAGCUUAAGGGUUCAUGAUCUGCGCUGCAACUUCUUAUUGAAUCGCACAAAGGUAUACGCUGUUUUCCGCGGGGACUGUGAUUGACGACGUUUCUGACUUGCUGUACAGAAUGAAAGACGGCGGCAGCGGUGGGGACCUGCUCGCUUUCUUCCUCUACAUCCUGAUCUCUUCCUUCACCAUUCUCAACAUGCUUAUCGGUGUGCUCGUGGAGGUACAACUACGUGAAUAAAAUCUAGUUGCUGUGCCUUUUGCUACAUCAGGAAGAUGAAAACCCGUGAUUGUGUCUUCCGCGUCAGGAUUGUCGUCCUACAACGAGAACUACAUGAAGCGAUGGCAAACUCGAUAAACUCGGCAGGUCGUCAGUUCUGUUUCCGUCGGAGAGAAGGAAAAAGCCGUCAUCAGCAACGUAGCAGACCAGUUAUCGACGAAAAAACAGCGGCGCGUCAGUGGAACUGGUUACUUUUUGCAUGUGAAAGAACGCAAAUUGAUAAACGCGAAGAACGUUGAGACAGAGACAAAGUCAACUCUACUGCAUCAGCAUGUGAAUGUACUAUGCAUGUCUGCGUUCUUCUGCUCGCUGUGUUAUUUAACUACACAGAUUCACACGACUACCCGCACAGUGUUUUUCUGGGAUACAAGCUAUCGCAAGUUUUCCGAGAGAUCGACGUGGACGGCUCGGUAUCAAAUGCAACAGUGCCUCAGUUGUGCCUGAAAUAGGAGUUACAGUACCCAGCACCAUUUGCGACGCAUCACGACUCGAUGUUGUCGUAGGAUCGACAAAAUUAUCUUGACGUUUAGAACAUGAAAUUGGAAAAGGGCGUAGAGAGGGAUCGGUACGUUUUUUUAAAGUAGCUGCUGGUUGGAAGAAGCAAGUAGUCGCGCAACUGCGGCACUGUUGCCGUGGACAGACGGGUUUUAUUUCCCGAUGGGAGUUCGACGAAAUGUUGAGUGACUCCGUGGUCAGGGAAAAUCUGAUCGAAAUUGGCGUGCAGCCGAAGCUAUCAAAUGCAAAAAUGUCUGGGUCUGGAAACUUGUGAUGCAUGUCAGUGAACAGAAAGCGCCUUGUAAUGCACCGCCAACCAUGACAGAUUUUCUCGUGGCUCUCUGUUGCGUAUUCCGCAUGAGAAACAUCGUUUUUGCAUGACAGACAAGAGGAGGUCUUCGUGGCCACGCAAUACAGAGUUCAGAGUCAUGCCAAACUAGCAUGAGAAAUCUCGAAAUCUUCCAGACCCAGACAUUUUUGCAUUCCAUAGAAGCAUCUAGCACUGCUGGCGGACGCACUAUUCGAAACUGAGGACAAUGAAACCGCGGACAGUGGGGGCGACACGGAUGAAGUCACAAAGGGCAAGGAGAUUUCGUUCAUCGAGUUCCUGCGAUUCGUAUCUUGAUUGAUGUUUUCACGGUUUUCAUUUUGGAAUUGCAUAUCACCAUCCCAUCAUACUCAUGACGCGCAUAUAGAGUUUUUAUGAAAGCGGUAGUUUGUUGAUCUGCUGACUCUGGUACUGCUUCGUUCUCGUUUUCUCGUAUCGACCUCCUGGGCAGGAUGGCAUUCAGUUCCUGCUCUGGUGUGCAGUCGUUUUGGUCGAGGAACUUUGUACGUCGCGAAGCAUGAAGAUCUGUCAUGAUGAACUGCGUCGGUUUUAUGCUAAGUAUAUGAUUUCGCACGUGCCGCUAAUGUUUUCUCUACAGGUUAUCCAAACGCGACCACAAAACCCGGCCUCUGUGCUAGACAUAAGUCAGCUGAGAAGGCACUUUACACGGAGCAUGGAGACCAGUUUCCGAUACAUCGAAAUGAAAUGUGAGUCCGCAGAAGUGAGAAAGCAAAUGGUCGGCCGGCGCAUCGAGCGUCUCAACAGCGAAUCGACUUGUAAAGAAUUCUUUUUGCCGGUUCUCUUCUUUGUUUCUGUUGAUGUCAGUUCCUUAUGAUUUGUUUGAUUAAGUAUCAGAAAAUAACUCGUCUAGUACUCACUUAUUGCACAGAUAUCGAAGAAAGCUGUUUGAAGAGACGAGAGGAAAUUGCCGUGCUGAAAGAGAGCAUCGAAGCCCUGCGACGGGAAUUGGAAGCACGGGGCGCGAACUCAUCGCAGCUCCUGAAAAAGCGGCAAGGCGGGCUCUUCGGCUAGGAUGAAGUACGUGUAUCGAGGGCGCAAAGUGCUAAAAUUAUGCUCCCCCAUUGUAAGUAGUUGUACCCUCCUCUCUACUUCUCCCCCGUGUUGUAUUGAUUUCGUUUUUACUCUGACCCAGAGCCAGAUCAUCAUCGAGAUUGAUCAUCUUCAUCACCGAUAAGAAUAAGAUACUUGCAAUUUAGAUGCAGUGCUUUGUUGCCUCCCUCUGUCGAGGGAGCGGAGAAACAACACUACCGUGAGAAAUUAGUACAUUGUCAACAGAAUAUGUUUUAAUCGCACCGCUGGCGCGAUGGACCGCUAACAUCCGGCCUUGCGGGUCUGUGCCAUGGUCGCUCUCGCUACGUCGAUGAGCUAGAGCUAUAGCGCCGGCGCGCUCCGACUCGUCACGCUAUUUGGUUUUUGUAUUCUAGUACACUACAGAUGUGGUGCCUCCCCUAUGAAUCGCCGGGGUGAAUGAAAAACAAAAAUGCACCGCCGAGCUUUUUCUUUUUGCGUCCCUGCAGUUUAACGCGCAAGGCGCGAAAGCGCCUCGGACAGUCGUGGUAACUACCCAAACGGAAAGACAGCGCUGCUACUUGAGGCAGCUGCAUGACCAUGAGAUGCCCAUUCUGCUGCUCGCUUGUUCUGCGGGUUAUUUCUGAAGUGGAU
Molecule: messenger RNA, 4840 nt
Organism: Amoebophrya sp. A120
Lineage: Eukaryota; Dinophyceae; Syndiniales; Amoebophryaceae
Source: the annotation of a GenBank genome assembly